Molecule: messenger RNA, 963 nt
Organism: Komagataella phaffii GS115
Lineage: Eukaryota; Fungi; Ascomycota; Pichiomycetes; Pichiales; Pichiaceae
Product: Nuclear pore protein that is part of the evolutionarily conserved Nup84p complex
Exons: 1
Coding region: 1-963 (320 amino acids)
Biological process (GO): cellular response to amino acid starvation; positive regulation of TORC1 signaling
Cellular component (GO): nuclear pore outer ring; Seh1-associated complex
Molecular function (GO): structural molecule activity; protein binding
Source: RefSeq, a predicted model, not a curated record
AUGAGGGAACCAGUCAAAGCAUUCACAACAGGGCAUGAAGAGCUGAUACACGAUAUUGAGUACGAUUUUUAUGGAAAGCAAUUAGCUACGUGCUCAUCAGACCAACAUAUCAAAGUUUUUGACUUUGAUCCUUCUACAUCAACCUGGAUUCUGAAUGACUCGUGGAAAGCUCAUGAUUCAUCGGUAGUUAAAUUAGCUUACGCAUCACCAGAGUUUGGUCACAUUCUGGCGUCUAUUUCUUACGACAGAACAAUAAAGAUUUGGGAACAAGAUUUGGACGAAGAAGCUGGAUCUGGGAAACGUUGGAAGCGGUUGGCCACUAUAGCUGAUUCUCAUGGACCUCUUUAUGAUCUUGCGUUUGCUCCAAGCCACUUGGGUUUGAGACUUGGAGCGAUUGGGAGUGAUGGGGUCUUGAGAAUUUACGAUGCUGUAGAACCAGCAGAUCUUAGCAAUUGGACAUUGACUAAUGAAAUCAGUGUAUUAGCUACACCACCGGCAUCAAGGUUACAGUCUGAUUUUGCCCUAACUUGGUCACCAUCUCGUUUUUCUAAUGAGUACUUAGUGGUAUGUGCAUUGGACCAAGGAUUCAUAUAUCAGAAGGGUGAUCAUGACAAGUAUGUUUUGGCUAGCGUUUUGCCUGAACACCAUGGACUUAUCAGAUCUGUUUCGUGGGCCCCCUCCAUGGGGAGAAGUUUUCAACUGAUAGCUACAGGAUGCAAAGAUGGAAAUGUACGUAUUUUCAAAUUGAGAACAGAACCAGCUGUUUCCAAUGGAGCAGAUAUGAUAACCGAUGGGGUAGAUGAGUUUGUUGAGAACAAAGACACUCAUAUUGAGCUACUUUCGAGUCAUGAUGACCAUAAAAGCGAAGUGUGGAAAGUCAGUUGGAAUACCACCGGCACAAUUUUGAGCAGCUCUGGAGGUGACUGUAAAAUUCGGUCUAUGGAAGGCCACAUAUUCAGAUGA